AUCCACUUACCUCCUGAGCUGCUGAAGAACCCUGUGCUGCCUGUGACUCCGCUCCUGAACACCCACCUCCAAGAUGUCCUGCCAGCAGAGCCAGCAGCAGUGCCAGCCCCCUCCCAAGUGCACCCCCAAGUGCACUCCCAAGUGCCCCACACCCAAAUGCCCCCCAAAGUGUCCCCCUAAGUGUCCUCCAGUCUCUUCCUGCUGCAGUGUCAGCUCCGGAGGCUGCUGUGGCUCCAGUUCUGGGGGCUGCUGUGGCUCCAGCUCUGGGGGCUGCUGCAGCUCUGGGGGUGGUGGCUGCUGCCUGAGCCACCACAGGCGCCGCAGGUCCCACUGCCACAGACCCCAGCGAUCUGACUGCUGCAGCCAGCCCUCGGGGGGCUCCAGUUGCUGCGGAGGGGGCAGCGGCCAGCAUUCUGGAGGCUGCUGCUGAAGUAGACCUUGACUUCCUCUUCCUUCUGAUGCUGCCUGAAUAGCUGAGAGGUUCCAGCAAAAGCUUGAAGUCUUGCCUGGAGAAUCCCUCUGGCCUGGUGUCAGGAAACCCAAAAUCUUUCUCCUUGAUGGCAUUUAGAGACUUUCUUCUGCAUAUCCAUGGCUUCCCUGGGAACCCAAAGCACACACCUAGUUCCUGCGCAGCUCACACUGCUGUAUUCUGCUGCCUAAACUGAAGAAAUAAAGUCCAGAAUCUGCUCCCCAACUUGCUACCAGCUUGCUUGAUUUUCCUGUUUGUGUCAUCCUUGUUCUGCUCCCCUGUGUCUACUGGUGGCUGCUGAGGCCUUGGUGGACAGAGGAUGGGGAAAGGGUUCAGGAGGAAAAAGCUUGCAUUUUUGUGUGUUUUGUGUUGUUUCUUCUUUCUAUGUUUUCCUUUUAAACCAAGGGACCGAAGUAGUUUUAAGAAACAUUGUUCUUCCGACUUCUGGUUCCUUUCGUGUAUGUAACUGUGUCCCUCAGGCAUGGCCAGGAGGCCGACUUCAUCCUCCUUCUCACUGUCACCUCUUCACUCUUGUGUUCCUCGGUCCCCACUCCUUCCACUAACAAUCUCCCUGGACUCCUCCUACAGAUUGUAUGUACA
Molecule: messenger RNA, 1069 nt
Organism: Rhinopithecus roxellana (golden snub-nosed monkey)
Lineage: Eukaryota; Metazoa; Chordata; Mammalia; Primates; Cercopithecidae
Product: late cornified envelope protein 1C
Exons: 2
Coding region: 74-430 (118 amino acids)
Biological process (GO): epidermis development
Source: RefSeq, a predicted model, not a curated record